AUGGAUAAAAAUAUUGAUUCAGUUUUACUAGUAGGUGGUGCAGGCUUUUUAGGUCUUCAUUUAAUUGAACAAUUCUGGAAUCUUACUCCUAGACCAAAAAUCUACGUUUUUGAUGUAAGACCAUUACCAGAGAAAAUAUCAAAGCAAUUUAAGUUUAAUCCCCAAGAAGUUACUGUCUUCCAAGGUGAUCUCACCUCCAGUUUUGAUGUCGAAAAUGCUAUUAGAUUAAGUGGGGUUAAGAUUCUGAUACACUCUGCUUCACCUAUGCAUGGAAAUACUCAAGAAAUAUAUGAUAAAGUGAAUGUUGAAGGUACAAGAAAUUUGCUGGAUAUAUCAAAAAAAAAUGGUAUAAAUAUCUUUAUCUAUACAUCGUCUGCUGGUGUUAUUUUCAAUGGUCAAGAUAUUCGCAAUGCUGAUGAAACUUGGCCAAUUCCAGAUAUUCCAAUGGAUGGUUAUAAUGAAACCAAAGCUAUUGCAGAAAAAAUGGUCUUAGAUGCAAAUGCCCCACACCAUCGGUUUUUAACUGUAUGCUUACGUCCUGCUGGUAUUUUUGGUCCUGGUGAUCGACAACUAGUUCCAGGCUUACGGCAAGUUGCUAAACUAGGCCAAUCUAAAUUUGAAAUUGGUAGUAAUAAUAAUUUGUUUGACUGGACCUAUGCUGGGAACGUUGCCGAUGCUCAUGUGUUAUCUGCCCAAAAAUUAUUGGAUGCCUCAACUGCAGAAUCUAUUAGUGGUGAAACAUUUUUUAUUACCAAUGAUGCACCUUCAUAUUUCUGGGCACUAGCUCGUGCAGUAUGGAAAGCUGAUGGUCAUGUUGACAAAAGAGUAAUUGUUUUGAAUAGAACAGUAGCAAUUAUUGCAGGAUACUUAUCCGAGUUCUUCUCAAAGCUUACUGGAAAGCCACCUGGAUUGACUCCUUUUAGAGUGAAAAUUGUUUGUGCAUAUCGUUAUCAUAAUAUAUCCAAGGCAAAGAAGUUAUUAGGUUAUAAACCUAGAGUUGAUAUCGAAGAAGGUAUCAGAAGGACAUUAGCAUGGAUGGAUGAAGACUUAUGA
Eremothecium cymbalariae DBVPG#7215 is the source of this 1053-nucleotide messenger RNA. RefSeq names its product sterol-4-alpha-carboxylate 3-dehydrogenase (decarboxylating) (gene ERG26). Gene Ontology annotation, biological process: steroid biosynthetic process. The coding region runs from base 1 to 1053 and encodes 350 amino acids. NCBI's taxonomy places the organism in Eukaryota, Fungi, Ascomycota, Saccharomycetes, Saccharomycetales, Saccharomycetaceae. Gene Ontology annotation, molecular function: 3-beta-hydroxy-Delta5-steroid dehydrogenase (NAD+) activity. The transcript has a single exon. The record is from RefSeq and is a predicted model, not a curated record.